Messenger RNA from Sitodiplosis mosellana (orange wheat blossom midge), 2507 nucleotides. RefSeq names its product leucine-rich repeat neuronal protein 2-like. Gene Ontology annotation, molecular function: protein binding. Bases 838 to 2322 code for a protein of 494 amino acids. The transcript has 9 exons. Gene Ontology annotation, cellular component: plasma membrane. The record is from RefSeq and is a predicted model, not a curated record. NCBI's taxonomy places the organism in Eukaryota, Metazoa, Arthropoda, Insecta, Diptera, Cecidomyiidae.
UUUCGUUAGUUUUAUUCUCAAUUGAAAGAAAUAAAACUCAACAUCGAUUACAGGCGAAAAACUUUGUGAUCGAUGGGUGAUUUUUAUUGAGAAAACCGACUUUUUCAUCAUUUCAUCGAGAAAAUCAAAGACUUUUACCAAAAACGAAUUUUAUUCGAAGCGAAAACAUUUUCUGAACGUGUUUCUUUGCAUUCUUAUCAUGCUUUUGCUCGUCUGAGAUCAAUAGAUUAUAUCUUUUAUCGGAUGCUUGAACACCUUUCGAAAUUGUCUACAGCAAAGUAAAGACACGACGACCAAAAGCGAGAGUAUUUAUCUCGAUCUCAUUGUGAGCUGAUAACAAACAUGAAAAAAUACGUACUGUAAGUUGAAUUAAUAAUAGUAAUUGAAGUAGAGAAAUAGCGAUAUGACUGCAACAACGGCGAUGACGACGACGUUGAAUCUUCCUCACUGUGUUUGUGUGAGUGAGUGUAAACAGUUUAGUGCUUGAAUGAGUGUUUACGUGAAGUGAUCGUCGUUUUACCUGUCUUUUUGAGAAUACACUAAACAAAAACACUUCAUUUUCGAUUUUUCUAUGUGUUACAUCGCAAUUGUCGUAAUUAAAAUUUCGUGCGUGCUUUGAAUUCACAUCUGUGCCAUAUUCACGCUGAGUGUACUUGUUUUUUUUUGGGUUCGAAGAAAGGUCUCACUGACAACAAAUAGGGCGUUCUAAUCGUGUAAUUGGAAGCAAUUUCGGCCAGACAAUAUUACAGAACGGUGUCGGUAGCGAGCGCACACGGCCACGGAAUUUGCGUAUAAAUGAUUUUGCAAUUGAGUUCAUAGAUUUUUGAAUCCGAUACAAUGAAGUUACUUUGGGGUAUUUUAGUGCUAUUUGCAACGGGCAAAUACGUACAGGGUGUGGAUGAUAAUCAAACGGUGGUUAAACAAGACAUUUGUCAAAUUUGUGAUUGCAAUGUAAAGGAGAAAUUUCUGAAUUGUGCCAAUGAAAAUUUGUACAAAUUAUUCAAUGUCAAAGACUGGGACACGGUUAUUUCGGCCAACAAAUCGGCUGCACUAGCUAAUGUCGAUUUCGAUAACAAUGGUAUUGAAAUUGUGACGCAAUUCCCAACUCUGGAGAUUCAUACAUUGAGUCUACGUCGAAAUAAAAUUCGGAAAAUUGAAAAGCGAGCAUUUUACAAUUUGACAUUAUUGGAAAAACUCGAUUUGUCCGACAAUAAACUGACGCAUGCUGCAAUGCAAAGAGACGUAUUUGAAGGUCAUUACAAUCAACAGGAAUUAGAACCGCUCAUCAAUCUCAAGUGGUUGAGUCUUGCUGGUAACGAUUUGCACACUCUUGAUCCCGAUUUGUUUGAUCAUUUGCCCAAUUUGGAAACGCUGCUCUUGUGCCAUAAUCAAUUCGCCAUCAUGGAUGCGAACAGUGCUGGUGCCAUUUCAAGUAUUCCCCACCUUAAGGUAUUGGAUUUGAGCUUCAUGGAAUUGAGGAAAAUUCCAGAAACAACACUACAUGGACCACGCGAAUUGAAAGUACUCAAUUUGACCGGCAAUUUAUUUACCGAAAUACCAGAUGAUAUUCGAUUAGCCCGAAAUUUGGUGGAACUUGUUAUGGACGAUGUUCCCAUUGUACACAUUGGUGGCAAUUACAGUCGAUUCCCUCGUCUGCCGAAAUUGGAAACGCUGAGCCUAUCAUUUAUGAGCCGAUUGGUGUCGAUCGAAGAAGGUGCCUUCGAAAAUUUGCCAGCAUUACGUCAUCUCUCCAUUCGCAGUAACAUGCAUUUCAGUUCAAUUCAUCCACAUGCCUUUGCCAAUCCAGAUGUUGAAUUACAACCGCACGUUGAAUGGCCACCACUUCAAAGUCUAAUUUUGUAUAACAACAAUUUGUCGACAAUCAGUGAAAAAUUGCUGGAACGAUGGGACGAUAUUGAAGAGAUUGACAUUCGUUAUAAUCCAUGGAAAUGUGCAUGCGAAAAUCAAUGGAUGGUCGACAAAUUAGUGCCAAUAAUUAAAAAUAAAUCAAAAAACCCAUCGAUGUCUGAAGAUGUGAAAUGCGAUCAUCCAGUUGAAAUGAAGGGUCGAUCAUUCACAGACAUGAGUCUUAAACACGUCGGAAUGAGAUGCGAAGACUAUUAUGGACGUCAUCCAGAACGGGAUGGACCAAUACUUGUUGGCGUUUUCAUUGGAUUGAUGGUUGGUAUUCCAGUGACGAUGGCUGCGUUGUUCGUGUAUCGACGUGGAUGCUUCGGUAUCUUUGGCUACCGUCCUAGUCCAGCUGACUAUGGCAGAGCCUUCUACAAGCGAACAGAACUUCGAGAGAAUUUACACAUUUGAACAAAUGCCUAGCCAUUCAUUCGGCUUAGGCUAACUAGCCAAUGUUCAAUUUUCAUAUAAGAAACGAUUUUUUUUUACCAAAAAUUCCAACCAAAUACACACUUUUACAUUUUUAUGUGCAUUUAGAUUAUGAUUAUGAUUAUGAUUUCACACCUUAGCUAAAUACAAUAUACAUGAGUCAGUGA